AUGUUUAAUAAUCAAAGUCGUUUAGAGGAUGCUACACAAAGUUGUAGGAAUUCAUGCUACAAUAUGUCUUAUCCAAUAGAUCAGUCCAUUUAUAAUGCCAAUUAUAAUAUGAAUGUAUAUCAAAAUAUUGUUUAUUCAGUUGCUAUAUCUGAUAAUGAGAAUGCUACAUCAGUAAUUAACUUAGGAAGACGACAAGCUGACGAAAGGGAUAUUGAAAAUUUUCUUCUAGAAACUGAUCAAUCUAAUAAUAUAAAUGACCAGAGAAAUACCUACAAAAAAUCUAAGAUUGCAAUAACUAAAAAUGCUAUAACAUCAGCAUACAAAUUAAAUGAGAAAUUAAAAGUAAUUUGUGCAGAGCUUAAAAAUAGCCAGCAUUUAACAGAAGAAGAAUGGCAACAGAAGAUAAGUAUCUGUAAUGCAGCAAAAGAAGAAAUUGUUAAAUUAUUAGAGCCUGUUAGGGAUCAGAAUUUUUGUAAUCAAUUAAAAAAAGACUUAGAAAGACGAAAGAAAAAAAGGUUGAGAGAAAAGAUGAAAAAGGAAAAAUGGAAAAAUGAGAAAUUAAUGAGAAUGGAAAGGAGAGCAAAAAUGCAUGCACAAAUUGACUCGUGGAUUAGGAAGGAACAAGCUGUAAUAGAGAAAGAAAAGCAAGAAGAAAAUUUACGUAAAGAUGCUGAUAUGAUUUUAUUUGAUGUUAGAGGGAAAAGAACUGAUGCUAGGAAAUAUCUUGGAUUGUUACAAGAAUUGCGAAAUUUGCGAAAUGUUAAGGCCAAUAUUGCCAGAGCUAGAGGGGAACAUUUAUCUUCAGCAGCAGAUAAAGCAUUUAAUAAUAUUAUUGCCAAACUAACAGAGCAAUGGUCGAUGCUUGAUCGUGAGUAUUCCAUAGAGGAACAGGGUUUAAGAUUAAUGUUGAAAAAUGAUAAUGAAGAAAGAAUUGAAAAACAAAAAAGGAGUCUGUUUGAUGAGUGGGAAAAAGUAUUAUUUGGAAGAAAAAUAACAUCUGAUCAAUAUAAUAUAGAUUUAACCAAACUAAUUAUUAUAAGAACUGCUUGGGAUAAGUAUAUAAGUACAGACAGCAAUGCAUCAGCAAUACCAAUUGGGUGGAUAAUGCCUGAUGAGCCAUCCUCUGCUGCCUGGCAAAAAUGCUUAAAAAAAGAAGUUUCAUGAAAUAAACUCAUAGUAUGCAAUUGUAGAUUCUAGAUUGUGGAAAUAAGUAAAAUUUGAUAUUGUCUUAAUAAUUUAUAUUAUACAAAUAUAAACAAUACACAUUAUACGCAUUUAAAUAUGAUAUGAUUUAAGAAAAAUAAACGCUUCUCUGGUCUACUGAA
Bombus terrestris (buff-tailed bumblebee) is the source of this 1325-nucleotide messenger RNA. Its product is annotated as programmed cell death protein 7. The transcript has 3 exons. Bases 1 to 1164 code for a protein of 387 amino acids. The record is from RefSeq and is a predicted model, not a curated record. NCBI's taxonomy places the organism in Eukaryota, Metazoa, Arthropoda, Insecta, Hymenoptera, Apidae.